GAGAAUCCUUUGUCAGUAACCAUCAUGGUAUUAAGAGGUGUGCUGUGUGUAUUGGCACUUGGUAUUGUCAGUGCCAAGGGCUCGGUCAAUGACAAUGCCCUUGAAGGUGGAGAGAGGGUAGUUCUAGUGGCGCCUGUAUUGGCACCUCCACGAGACUCUAAGGCCCUGGUGACGGAUCGAGCGAGACAGUUCCCGAUUUUGGUUCUGCUUUCACAGCAGGAUCAGAAAGGCGAAAGACGUGAGCCUGAGGCAAAAGCUCUAGCGAACCCACAGCCCAUUUAUGUCCAGAAACUUGAAGACCAAGAACAACAUAACAAUGGAAGAUCUAACAGACAAAAGAGAACGUUAUUAAAACAUUUACUUUUGGGAGGAGGAGGGGGUGGAUUCUCUCUUGGAGGUGGUUGGGGAGGAGGUUACGGCGGAGGUUAUGGUGGCGGUUAUGGGGGUGGUUACCAAGGAGGCUAUGGCGGACACGGCUACGGGCAACCAUCCAAAACUGUUGUCGUUAAAGUCAUAAAGGAACAUCAUCAUGGAGGAUACGGUGGAAAUCACGGUGGCAAUUACGGCGGUCAAGGAGGAUAUGGCGGCGGUGGUUACGGAGGAGGCGGUGGUUAUGGCGGCGGGUAUGGAGGCGGCGGCGGAGGCGGAGGCGGCGGAGGUUACGGAGGGGGUUACGGCGGUGGCGGCGGCGGAGGUUACGGAGGGGGUUACGGAGGGGGUUACGGCGGUGGCGGCGGCGGUGGUUACGGAGGAGGGGGCGGGGGUGGGUACGGGAAACGUAAAUAGUGAUUGGUAACGCGUGACAAACUCGACUAAACCGAUGUAAAGAGGAUGCACGGUUAAUGGCCAAUUCACAAUAAGAGAACUCCAACGAUCAGCGACCUUAGGACAAUUAUUUAUAAACUUAAUCACACUCUGUAUAUAUUGACGUUUAAAAAUACAUUAGAACAUCAAUUUAAAAUAAUAUUUCUUAUUCAUUAUUAAUAAAGAGUAUAAAAAAUACAUUAUGUGAAUUUGUAAACAUAAUUCAUGUUUAAAUAAGCAUCUUCCAGUCGAUGUGAAAUGUCCCUGAGGGUUUUUUUGACAAACUGCCUUAUUAACAUUUAAAAGGUAUUGAAUUGUAAUUCUUAAACUUAAUGACCAUCCUAAGUUUAGUGUUUAUUAAUUUUAAUUUUAGCCUGCUAAGAGCUUCCAACUCCAGUAUAAGGGGGUUUAUUAUCUACGACUCCCUGUUAUUAAACAAAUGCCAUUGCUAAAAUAACUAUUACCAAUAAGUAGUUUAAGAAUUCAAUAAUAAUUGUUACGUAAAUCACUUUACUUAAACUUUGUUAUAUAAUCUAGUCUCUAAGAUAUAUUACACUGUGGAAAUCUCCCCUUGCUCAAUUCGUAAUAAAAAAAACGUUACAAA
Leptidea sinapis is the source of this 1408-nucleotide messenger RNA. RefSeq lists its product as uncharacterized. Bases 25 to 786 code for a protein of 253 amino acids. NCBI's taxonomy places the organism in Eukaryota, Metazoa, Arthropoda, Insecta, Lepidoptera, Pieridae. The record is from RefSeq and is a predicted model, not a curated record. The transcript has 3 exons.